UGUUAGAUGCGGUUAGCAUUCACUUCAAGUCGGUAACAUCAGCUGUUGCUAUAAUUAUUUGGAAAAUUUGUCGAGCAACAUGGAUAAAGAGCAGCCAACAACAAGCGCUAACGCUUCUCAAGCAAAGGAUCAGGACCACAAUCCGCUACUUGACUCACCGAUGCGGGGCCCCACUCUAUCAACUUCAACCUCUAGUUUCGAAGCAUUGGCCCACGCCCAUGACCCAAAUCUCAGUAAACUGGCUACGAAAAUGUUCCAAAAAACAGAAGAAUAUAUAACGCACGAGCUUAAUGCGCCAUUAGAAGACUAUAAAUUGCUUGAGGAAAUGAAUAAGGCAACCAUAGCCAAGUACAAGGACAUGCGUCAAAUAGCAGAGAACCUCAACGUAUCCACUAACGAAUUGUGCGGCAAGUUUCAACAGCUGGCACCCCUCAUGCAGCAAAUUGAUGAAAUAUCAGACGCUGUGGACAAGUUGGAGGCGGCUGCUUACAAGUUGGACGCAUACAGCAUAGCUCUAGAAAACCGAGUUAAGUGUGUGCUGCAGCGCAAAUCGAAUCAGCACGUAGGAUAAUAAUUGCGAAUUUUCCGAAAAUCAUUACUAGUACAUUUAUUACAAUAGAAUUUAAGUUUUACCCAAGUAACAA
This is a messenger RNA of Drosophila hydei, 644 nucleotides long. RefSeq names its product biogenesis of lysosome-related organelles complex 1 subunit 2 (gene Blos2). Gene Ontology annotation, cellular component: gamma-tubulin complex; BORC complex; BLOC-1 complex. The record is from RefSeq and is a predicted model, not a curated record. NCBI's taxonomy places the organism in Eukaryota, Metazoa, Arthropoda, Insecta, Diptera, Drosophilidae. The coding region runs from base 80 to 571 and encodes 163 amino acids. Gene Ontology annotation, molecular function: gamma-tubulin binding. The transcript has a single exon. Gene Ontology annotation, biological process: lysosome localization; endosomal transport.